AUGUCGACCCUCAGAGAAGCCCCCACCGGAGUCUUCGAACUUCAGCGGAGCAGUUCUUUUCGAGGACUACAGCCCGCAACGCAUAAAUACGCGUCGGAGGAUGGUGAUGAGAGGACAACGCCCGGCGAUAUGCCUCAGGGAGCGAGUGACUAUGAAGACGAGGAGGAGGAAGUGGAUGAGUCUGUUCGGGAAGACAUGACCAAGCUGGAAGACACCUUUCCUGGCAUCUCGGACCGAUUCCGACUAGUCAAUCGAAUUGGAGAAGGGACCUUUUCGACGGUUUACAAAGCCGAAGACUUACUUUACGACCACUAUCAUAACGACUGGGACAUCUUCGGGCAAGCGCAAGAACAAGAAGCCUUCGCCGGUCCUCCCUCCAAACGACGUCGAGUUGAAGGAGAGCAUGCCAGACACAAGAAAGCCCGAUAUGUGGCGCUGAAAAAGAUCUACGUGACCAGCAGUCCAAUUCGAAUUCAAAACGAACUGGAGCUCCUCCACGAUCUCCGAGGCUGUCGAUCUGUGUGCCCUCUAAUCACGGCAUUCCGAUUCCAGGAUCAAGUCGUGGCUGUGUUACCUUAUUUCCCACACACCGACUUUCGUAUCCAAUAUCGUACAUUCAUGGUGGCAGAUAUGCGCCAUUAUCUACGGUCCCUCCUGACUGCAUUACACUCGGUUCAUGAACAUGACAUUCUCCAUCGCGAUAUCAAACCAACUAACUUCCUCUACAACCCGGAUCUAAAAGAAGGUGUGCUAGUUGACUUCGGGCUUGCAGAGCGCCAAGGUUCCGAAUACACUGGUGCAUGCCUCUGCACUCACCAAUCAUAUGUUCGCCGAAGUCGUAUACUUUCCAGCUACUAUUCAAAGAACCCACCCGCCGGUGGAUUGUCGACUGGAUAUCCCAAAAAUGACUCUCGGUCAUCGAGGCGAGCGAAUCGGGCUGGGACUCGAGGCUUCCGCGCGCCAGAGGUACUAUUCAAAUGCACCUCCCAGACAACGAAGAUUGACAUGUGGUCCGUCGGUGUGAUUCUUUUAACCUUAUUGGGCCGUCGAUUUCCCUUCUUCAAUUCUGCAGAUGACAUCGAUGCCAUGAUUGAGAUGUCCAGUAUUUUUGGCACCCGGCGAAUGAAGACUGCAGCGGCCAUGCACGGACAGAUCUUUGAAACCAACGUGCCUACCAUCGGUGAAAAGGGCUACAGCUGGGAGAAACUGGUAAAAUGGUCAAGCUGUGUGGAGGAUUUGACUGAAAGUGAACAGCAAGCAACACGUCUCCUUGCGGGCUUGAUGGAGUUGGAUCCAACAAAACGGCUCAGUGCUGAGGAAGCUUUACAACACGAUUUUUUUACCAACCCAGUUCACCAUGACGUGGAGUGGGGAGGCAACCCCGAGGAGAGUGGGGAGUCAGCCGAAGAUGAUGAGGCAGGAGAAGACGAAGCCGACGAAGUGGCAAUGCUAUGA
Penicillium longicatenatum is the source of this 1455-nucleotide messenger RNA. RefSeq names its product serine/threonine protein kinase CDC7. NCBI's taxonomy places the organism in Eukaryota, Fungi, Ascomycota, Eurotiomycetes, Eurotiales, Aspergillaceae. Gene Ontology annotation, molecular function: protein serine/threonine kinase activity; ATP binding. Gene Ontology annotation, biological process: protein phosphorylation; mitotic DNA damage checkpoint signaling. The transcript is spliced from 4 exons. Gene Ontology annotation, cellular component: nucleus. The record is from RefSeq and is a predicted model, not a curated record. Bases 1 to 1455 code for a protein of 484 amino acids.